Molecule: messenger RNA, 1595 nt
Organism: Leptinotarsa decemlineata (Colorado potato beetle)
Lineage: Eukaryota; Metazoa; Arthropoda; Insecta; Coleoptera; Chrysomelidae
Gene: Seipin
Product: lipid droplet biogenesis associated protein seipin
Biological process (GO): lipid droplet organization; lipid storage
Cellular component (GO): endoplasmic reticulum membrane
Source: RefSeq, a predicted model, not a curated record
UUGUUAUCAGCUGUUUAAUGAACUUUGAUAGUUCAUAGUAGGCAUGUCGAAACAAUUAAAAGAUAUGAAAACUGCUGCGCGUUCACAAAAAGAAGGUUGUUUUAUUAGUUUUGUCUUUUUGUAAGAUCAAUUUUCAAAUGACUUGACUGAAAAUGUUGAGAAUAUUAUCAUCUAUUGGUUGUUUUCUACGACUGGGGCCUAGACAAUAUAUACGACAAAAAUUCAAGAUACCACUGGUCAAAUUCAUUCAUGAUACGAUAGAUUUAUAUAAGUCUCGAACAAAGGCUGGAGUCAAUAACGUAAGAGAAAUUCUAUUUAGGGGUACAGUUGUCGCUUUAAUUACCGCUCUUCUCGUCUGGUUAUCAAUAUUAAUGUAUGUGGCAUUUUAUUAUGUUUAUGUACCUACCAUAUCCCAUGAGAGGCCUGUUUUCUUGAAGUUCAAGCCUUGUGGUGCAACUGAUAACUGUAUUGCUGAAAAAGGGAUUUGUAGUUUUCCUUCAGCUCAUGUGCAGUUGACUGAAAGACAGCAAUUACUUAUGAUAGGUCAGCCUUAUAAAAUACACCUGGAUUUAGAAAUGCCUGAAUCUCCUAAAAACAGAGAGUUAGGCAUGUUUAUGGUUUGUGUGGAAUUUAUAGGAAGGGAUGGAACACUUGUAGAACAUUCCUGUCGCUCUACAAUGCUACAUUAUCGCGGAAUUCUACUAGAUACUUUAUAUAAGCUGGUUUUCAGUCCAUUUUUUCUGUUUGGAUCAGCAGAAGAGAAGCAAACUGUCCAAGUAGAACUAUUUUCUAAUUUUGAAGACAAUGACUAUGAACCAGUAACAGAUAUUUUUGUGGAAGUUCAAUCUCGAUUUAUUGAGAUCUAUUCUGCUAAAUUUUCUGUUAAUGCCCAGUUCGCAGGCCUGAGGUAUAUAAUGUUCCAUUGGCCAGUAUUAUCAGCUGCACUGGGUAUUACUGCCAAUCUAUUUUUCAUUGCAUUAGUUUGCUUGAUAAGUUGGUACCAAAUUCUUCACUCUGAAGAAUAUUUGGAAUUCAUGGAAUCCAGCAGGAUCAAACAGAGGGAAAGUGAAAAUUGGAUUGAAGGCGACAACAUGAUGUCACUACUGAAUAUCGGGACACUAACUUUUAUGCCAGUCCUCAUCGGCUAUGAUGUAUGCACAUAUUCCUUCGCCAAAGUUUUCAACAUAAUAUCGAUUCCAACAAGAAUAGUACGAUACAUAAUUCGUUUGGGUCAUGAGCACUAUAUAGAUGCUUUGGAGGUAACAAGAAUCAAUAAUGUCUCGACAGUGAACCAGGAAGAGACCAAGUGUGGUAACUGCAAUAGGAUCAUUUGCGCAAAACACAGAAAAAGUGGUUGUGAAAAAUGUUUAGCCAAUAGCGAGUUAGUUUUUCUAACUUGAUAUUGUACUAGCAGAUGUUAUUUUUUCUCCUAUUUCAAGUUGCUUCUUGCUUAAAUUUUUCAAUGGAGAUUUUGGUGGUAUUUUAUUUGAGGAAUAUAAAGUAAGUUGAAAAUACAUAUAUUGGAUAGGUGAAUCUUACUUUUUUUAUAUAUGUAUAUGUCAGUUGUUGAAUAUAGUAUAAAAAGAUUAUGAAAA